Molecule: messenger RNA, 678 nt
Organism: Ophidiomyces ophidiicola
Lineage: Eukaryota; Fungi; Ascomycota; Eurotiomycetes; Onygenales; Onygenaceae
Exons: 3
Coding region: 1-678 (225 amino acids)
Source: RefSeq, a predicted model, not a curated record
AUGGCUUCAAAGUACGAUCUCCUAGAAUAUGAUUCUGAUGAAGAAAGGGAGAAAUUCCCAGCAGUUCCCAUGGAGAACUUAAUGUCUGCCGCGCUCUUCAUGGCUAGCCUUUUUGACCGCGCGGGUGUCCCUUACGGUGUGAUGGGCGACUUUGCAAUCAAUUUAAUGGGAGGGGAACGGGAAACCCGCGAUGUUGAUAUUGCCUUUCAAGCUCCUGGCAAAAUGCGUGAUCUAUGGGAUAUUGUGGAAGGAGAAGAACGCCUUAUCGUACCCAAUACCCGGCUUCUCAGCAACAUCAUGAAGGUGUUUGUUCUCACUGGCCCAAACUUUGAUGAGUGCACUGUCACAAUGCCAAUUGAGAUAGACCUCAUUGAAAGUGGUUUCCAAAACAGCCCUCGAGAUUUGAGUACCAAUAGGAUUGAACUUCAAGCUAAAAUUGGAAAUGAAACGAACUCCAUCUAUGCAGUUGGGCUGUAUUACCUCCUUCGGGGUAAAUUGGCUACAUAUCAAGCCAGACAGGACGAACGUGAUAGAUCAGACAUUAUCCAUGUACUGAAAAAAUUUCCGGACGAAAUUCGAGAGUUUGCAACAAACCUAGAGUCGGAUACUGUCUCCUCCUUCCUUGAAUCUCUUCCCUCUUAUCGUCGCGAGGCGAUUGGUGGUAUACUCGAAGGUUGA